AUGUUCUCUCAAGACGACUUGUAUUCUUGCGUUUGGGUUGAACAAUUAAUUAUUAAUGUUCCACACGAAAAAGGUGAUUGGCAGACGGAGUUUCAACGUAUUAAUUUUGAAUCUAUACUAAGUACAGACGACUUAGCUCAUCCUACAAUAGAUCUAUAUAAAUUUCGACAUUUAUGCUUUCAUGGCGUUCCCGAUAAACCUGGAAUAAGACAAAAAAGUUGGAAGAUAUUAUUGGGUUAUUUACCACCAGAUAAAAGAAAAUGGACAAAAGUUCUCGCCGAACAAAGAGCAACUUAUAGUAGUUUUGUUAAAGAUUUGUUGUCAGAUCCAGGCGAAGAAUUUAAAUCGGACGAACAUGUAGAUCAUCCUUUAAAUUCUGAGCCAAAUUCCAAGUGGAACGAAUAUUUCGCAGAUAAUAUAAUAUUAGAACAAAUUGAUAAAGACGUUAGACGAACAUUACCAGACUUUUCAUUCUUUCAAUUACCCGUUUCUCGUACACCUUCAAAUAUAUCAAGUCCUAAACUUGAACCAUUUACAUCUCAAAACGAUACCAUAAACAGAAUUAAUCGAAUUAGAUCAUUAGAUAAUUUGGAUAAUAAUAGUUCCAAUGAUGAUGAUUCCAUUUAUAGUGAUUCAUCAAAUAAUACAAAUUCUGAAUUUUAUUCAGAAUUAGAAACAUCUAUAGAAUCUUCAUUUCCCGUGACUCCGGCAACUCCCUUGACCCCUAUUUCCACUCGAAGAUCAAUCUUUAAACGUGUACAACAUUUAAAUAAAGAUUUUAAAAUGAGACGAUAUUCAUCAUCAGGAUCAAGUUAUAAAUCAACAACAACACAAGAUAAUGAUGAAGAAGUUGAUUUACAUUGGGAAGCAAUUGAAAGAAUAUUAUUUAUAUAUGCCAAAUUAAAUCCCGGUGUUGGAUACGUUCAAGGAAUGAAUGAAAUUCUUGGACCGGUAUACUUCACAAUGGCUAAUGACAGUGAAGAAGAUGGAAAAGCAAAUGCCGAAGCCGAUUCGUUUUUCAUAUUUACAUUAAUGAUGUCUCAUGUAAGAGAUCAUUUUGUAAGAAGUUUGGAUAUGGACGGUACAACUGGGAUUGGACACACCAUGAAAAAAAUGAAUCGACCUUUACAUCCUACUUAUUAUUCAUUCCGCUGGUUGACUGUUAUGUUAUCUCAAGAAUUUGCACUUCCGGAUGUCAUUCGUCUUUGGGAUUCUAUAUUUUCUGAUUAUGAUGUUGAAGAAGCAAGCAGUGGAUUUGAAUUUUUAAUAGAUUUUUCAUGUGCCAUGUUAAUUUGUGUAAAAGAUAGAUUACUCGACGGUUCUUUUGCAGAUAAUGUCAAGUUAUUACAGAAUUAUCCAGAAAUUGAUCUCGCUAUUUUAUUGAUAAAAGCAUAUGAAUUACGUGAGCAUCGUUUAAUAGCUAAUUUAAAUGGUGAAGAUUUUGAUGCUGCAUCGGAUUCCGAUGAUGACGAUUAUCAAUCUAAUAAAAGUGGUAACGUAUAUUAUGAAUCUUCACCUAUUCAACAACGAGUGAACGAUGUGAAAACUAAAGGAAUGGCUAUGUUAAUGAAAGUUCAUGAAGUUAUUAAUAGUAAAAUUAAUAAUGAUAAUAAUCAUUCAAAUUAUAAUUCUGAUUAUAAUUCUGAUGAUAAUUCAGAUUAUAAUUCGGAUUAUAAUUCUGAUUUUAAUUCAGAUUCCGAGUAUAAUUAUAAUUCUGAUUUAAAGUCAAAUUAUAAUAAUUAUAAUAAUUCAACCUUAGAUUCAAAUUAUAACUCAACCAGAGAUAAUAAUUCAAAUAGAUUUUCAUUUAAUAAAAAUAGUAUUGGUGGAAAUAGAUUUGGUAGUGGUGGUGGAAUGAGUAGAUUUGCUAUGAGAUUUUCAAAUGUGUGGCGAAAAAAUAUUACAGUUUCUUCCUAG
Diversispora eburnea is the source of this 1917-nucleotide messenger RNA. NCBI's taxonomy places the organism in Eukaryota, Fungi, Glomeromycota, Glomeromycetes, Diversisporales, Diversisporaceae. The record is from the annotation of a GenBank genome assembly.